Molecule: messenger RNA, 513 nt
Organism: Ogataea angusta
Lineage: Eukaryota; Fungi; Ascomycota; Pichiomycetes; Pichiales; Pichiaceae
Exons: 1
Coding region: 1-513 (170 amino acids)
Biological process (GO): protein targeting to vacuole; late endosome to vacuole transport via multivesicular body sorting pathway
Cellular component (GO): fungal-type vacuole membrane; Vps55/Vps68 complex
Source: RefSeq, a predicted model, not a curated record
AUGGAGUCGCAAAGACUGUUCCGCUUUCCUAUAUUGCGCUUCCCCAACACGCAGGCCGCAAAGGCCGCGGCCAUCUACAUUUCAGGAGCACUAUAUGCCAUUGGCUUCUGGGCGAUGGUGGACGCCUCCAUCUUCUCCAAAACAGUCAACGCCUCCGUGGUCCACGUCACCUUUGUGGACUGGAUUCCUUUCAUUUGCAGCACCCUGGGUACUAUAACUGUGAAUAUGAUCGACAAGAAGCAACUAAUGGCGUCGGACAGCUUUGGCAGCGGCUCUAUCAGAUGGCAGGCUCGUCUGGUGCUGUUCAUCGGAUGCACCCUCUUAGCUGUGGGAAUGUCGGGGAGUGCUCUAUUGGUCAUUUUGAAAUACGUGGUCAAAGGCUACACAUCCAUGCCCACGCUGGGAAUGGCAUUGGAGAACAUUUACGCAACGGGAAGCAUCACGCUGAGCUGUAUUAUUUUAUGGGUCGUCCAAAACGUGGAAGAGGACUAUAAUUAUUCGUUGGCGUUGUAA